This is a messenger RNA of Andrographis paniculata, 2678 nucleotides long. Its product is annotated as TOM1-like protein 9. The record is from RefSeq and is a predicted model, not a curated record. The coding region runs from base 513 to 2432 and encodes 639 amino acids. Gene Ontology annotation, molecular function: phosphatidylinositol binding; ubiquitin binding. The transcript has 10 exons. Gene Ontology annotation, biological process: protein transport to vacuole involved in ubiquitin-dependent protein catabolic process via the multivesicular body sorting pathway. Lineage: Eukaryota; Viridiplantae; Streptophyta; Magnoliopsida; Lamiales; Acanthaceae.
CGGCGGCCAUGGCGGAGGCUUGUAGCGAGAAUUGGCUUCUGGGUUUUAUCGCUUUACGAAAUUGGGCCUAAUGGGCCAAUAAAUUAUGAGGCCCAAUAAGAGUGAUUGGCCCAAAGAAUAUUCAAUCGUAGCCGUUUAUUAUGAUAGUCGGCGGCUUAACUGACCGUCGAUAUGAACAAUGAACUCGUGGCACAAUGGACCACCACGCGUCUUCGAAUCGUUGGUGUUUUCUUGACAUUUCUAUGUAUAUUCCGUAAAAAUUUCCCAGAUUGUUUCCGCUCCCCUUUCCCCGAUUGUGUGAAAUCUCAAUUCCUAGGAGGGGCGAUUGGAUCCGAGGAGUUUGAGUCAUCGUCUUGGCUCCAUUUGAUAUUUGUAAUUUGGAUUGAGAUUCAAUUUUCGGGGCAUAUCGGGGAUUCGUGCGACAGUUUACACACCGGCGGCGAGGCGACGAUUUAAUUGCGGUUUCCGAUUUGUCUCCGGGGAGAGGGGUUUUGAAGGUAAAGGGUGAAAAAAUGGUGAAUCCGAUGGUGGAAAGGGCGACGAGCAAUAUGCUGAUCGGUCCGGAUUGGGCAAUGAAUAUUGAGAUCUGUGAUAUCUGCAACCAGGAUCCUGCACAAGCAAAAGAUGUUGUUAAAGGUAUAAAGAAGCGGCUUCGUAGCAAAAAUCCCAAAACCCAGCUUCUUGCCUUGACGCUAUUAGAGACUAUUGUGAAGAAUUGUAGCGACAUUGUCCAUAUGUAUGUUGCUGAGAAAGAGCUACCUCGUGACAUGGUGAAAAUGAUAAAAAAGAAGCCUGAUCUUCAUGUAAGAGAGAAGAUAUUGGUUCUAAUAGAUACUUGGCAAGAAGCUUUAGGGGGUCCGAGAGCAAGAUAUCCCCAAUUCUUUGCAGCUUAUCAGGAGUUAUUGAGACUUGGAGUUGUUUUCCCCCAAAGAUCUGAGUCAUCAGCACCUGUUUUGACACCACCACAAUCACAACCUUUGUCAUCUUAUCCACCAAAUCUUAGAAAUCCUGAAUCUGGAUCAGCUGCCCCUGAAUCUUCUGCAGAUGCUGAUGCUCCAGCAAUGAGCUUGUCCGAAAUUCAAAAUGCACGUGGAAUUGUGGAUGUCCUUACUGAAAUGCUGAAUGCUUUAGAUCCUGGUAACAAAGAGGGGGCUAAGCAAGAAGUCAUUCUCGAUUUGGUUGAACAAUGUCGAUCGUUCAAGCAUAGAGUCGUACACCUGGUUAACUCUACAGUGGAUGAAUCACUAUUAAGCCAAGGACUUGCUCUAAAUGAUGAUUUGCAACGCGUACUUGCCAAGCAUGAAUCCAUUGCAUCAGGAACUAUCAAAGCUCAGCCCGAGAAGCCGAAACCUGAAUCAGAUAAAUCUUUGGUGAAUGUUGAUGCUCCUCUUAUCGACACUGGUGAUCAACCACUGGAUAACGGAUCUACAUCGUCAAGUACUAGCUUAGCGACACAGCUAGCGCUCCCUGCUCCUCCAGCGACAAACGGCCAAAAAGUGGAUGCAAAUAUCGAUCUCUUGAGUGGCGACGGGUUCAACACUUCCACCGAAAACUCACUAGCACUAGUUUCCGUCGGAGAGCCUCAGUCCGCAAGCCCUGUCGCAUCCCAGCAGAACGCACUCGCUCUUCUCGACAUGUAUCCACCGAGCAACAACGGUCCGUCUUCGAAUUCCAUGGCACAACCCCAUCCUUCGUCGCCUCAAUUCCCCCAGCAAUCAAACGUACAAUCGCUGCCAGCUUCUGCGUACCCAAAUGGAAGCGCCGCCCCCGCAUUGCCGCCUGGUGAACAUUCCUUCUACUCACAAGGCUCUGCUCCUGCCUGGAACGGCCAGAUCGCCCCGCCACCACAACCAGCCUCCCCCGGCUACGGCGUGCAAAAUAGCAGCUCGCUCCCACCUCCCCCGUGGGAAGCCGAACUCGACAACAGCCAGGCGGCCGUCAACGAGCCCGAACAACUGCAAGUCUUCAGCCCGGCCCAGCCACUACCAUACUCGCCAAGAUCGCCCACCAUGGCCAACAACCUCCCGGCAGCUGGAAUGUUCAUGCAGCCAACCCCUGGCAACUACCCUGCUGCUAUGAUGGGGGGUGGCGGCGUGCAUCCUCACCAGAACAACCUACAGCCCGUCGGAAUGUAUCCCCAGCAGGCGGCGCAGAUGGGCUACAUGUAUCCUCAACAGAUGUACGGCAACCAAGUCGGUGGCUACGGGUACCCCGCCUACAACUAUGGCCAAGGGCAGGCGGCGCCGAACUCCCAGUAUCUCGAGCAGGGCAUGGCUGGAAUGUCGGUGAGGGACGACAGUGCCCUGAGAAACUCGUAUGUGCUGCCGCCGGGAAAGCCAAUGAAGCCGGAGGAUAAGCUGUUUGGAGACCUUGUCGACAUGUCUAAAUUCAAACCGGCCAAAAGUACGUCAGGGAGAUCUGGAAGCCUGUGACGGAUUGAUCAUUUUUUUUUUUUUUUUCUUUUAAGUUUUUACUAUAAUUUUUAUUUUAUAUAUAUAUAUAUUUUGUAUUUUGUAACUCCCCUUUGUUUUUCUAUUUGAUAUAUUCUUGAAAUUGAUCAAUUGUGCCUUUUUGCUUUUUCUGUAUUGUGUUUGAGCUUGAGGGUUAUGAUCUAUGAUUUGUACAUUUAGAAUGAAUGAAUUCUUGGAAGGAGGGAAUGGACUUUUGUUGUUUUUCAA